CUGUCUGUCCGCACCCGCACUCGUCUCAUCGUCAUGCGGCACAGUUAUUCGAUAUGAUGUACAUCGAGCAAGCUCACCGACUGCCCGCCCUGCAGGUGCCCCCGCGCCCGCCAGGCCGCUGCAGCCCUGCACCUCCACGACGCGCGCUCGAUGAGGUCGAUCAUCUCUGGCCACAACAUUGGGUGCAACUUGACUCUCCUAAACGGGUAACCUCCCGUCGCCUCAUCUGGCCCGUUGAGUUGGAAUCCAUCUGUCAUUGA
Acaulospora colombiana is the source of this 260-nucleotide messenger RNA. The record is from the annotation of a GenBank genome assembly. Lineage: Eukaryota; Fungi; Glomeromycota; Glomeromycetes; Diversisporales; Acaulosporaceae.